AUGGUGGAAGAACAGAAGAAGCCACACCACAAUGAGGCUGGUUAUCAGAAGACUGAAAGAGGAGAACCAAUCAGACUAUUUGGAGAAACUGAUUAUGAUGUUUUUCAAUGUUGAAGAAAAAUAGAGAUCCUCACACCAAAAGUUAACAAGAGAUUGAGGAAUAAUCUCAAAGCAACUUUGGAUAAGUUUGAUCAGCAAUACCUCAAUGAACUUGUGGGUGGUCAGGAAUCUGGAGAGGAAGAUACACAGAAGGAUUUGAAAGUUCAUGAAGAAAACACCACAAUAGAAGAGUUAGAGGCAUUGGGAGAAUCUUUAGGAAAAACUGAUGAUCAUAAAGUCAUGAACAUCAUUACCAAAUUCCUUACAUUCCAAGUUGCCAGGGCUAGUGACGCUAAUCUUCAGAUGGCCCCUGGAAAUGACGCUUGGCCCAUUGAUAUCACUAUGGUUGGUAUCCAUGCCAGAACGGGUAGGGAAAAAAUUUUCUCCAACUACAUUGCACAUAUUUUAAAUGAUGAAACACAGAGGAAAUAUAAUCAGGGAUUGAAGAGUUUAAUGACCAUUUGCCAGAAGCACUUGGUUAUAGGUCUUCACUUGUCAUGA
This is a messenger RNA of Pteronotus mesoamericanus, 600 nucleotides long. Its product is annotated as pre-mRNA-splicing factor 18-like. The record is from RefSeq and is a predicted model, not a curated record. Lineage: Eukaryota; Metazoa; Chordata; Mammalia; Chiroptera; Mormoopidae. Gene Ontology annotation, cellular component: U4/U6 x U5 tri-snRNP complex; U2-type post-spliceosomal complex; U5 snRNP. Gene Ontology annotation, biological process: RNA splicing; generation of catalytic spliceosome for second transesterification step.